AUGGAUGCUUGUACAUGCAGCUGUAGUGAAAAUCUCUCAAAAAAAGAUUCUACCAUAUAUAGUUUUCCUAAAAAGCUUUUGGUAGCUACAGCCUUAGUGGUGAUGAUAGCAAUGUGUCUAACGCCGGCCGAGGCACGCACAGUGGAGCACAAGAUCCGCCACGAGAGGCGGCACGAAGGCCUAGCACAGCCCACCAAAGAGAUCUCCAGGCCCAGAACGGCCGAGCCUCGGCUGGACAAAAGACGGCCACACAGAAAAAUGACACUGACCAAAGACUCGCCUGCGUUUGUUAGACAGAGAAGUGCAUUAGCCGACCGCUUCAAAAACGCAAUGACUAAAAUUAAGAAGAAAUUAAAGAACACAAGGACUUACUUCAACGAGGAACGGAGGGUGCUGAACGAGACCAGGGACUACAGGGAAGGGAUGCCGUCCUGGUUGCCGGCGAUCAACUUUGUCGACAUACAUUUUCACAACUACCGGAAUCCACGCAGGACUAGUGCUUCGAUAUCAGAACGAAAAUUUACAUAUCUGAUGCCGAAGCUGUACAAGUCUCUAGUGGAGUUCCAAAGCAUCUUCAAACACCUGAGCCAGGUCGAGGUUAAUUUCGUGGACGACCCGUUCUACGUCUACAACAAAACACGUCAGGAUCUCUUAACGAAGACCCUCAACAGGCUCGAGAGCACAAUAUUGGAGAUCAGAGAGAACAUGAUGAGGACCCGCGUGCCGGUACCGAAUGUGGGACCAAACAAGAACAUCGACAUGCUGAGCUUAAAAGUCGACGCGCCGCAGUGUCUCAAACAGGAUUACAUAGCGUUUAGGGCAUACGGUAACUUGCUUAACAACUGGUAUCUAGAAUUCAGAUGUCCGUUUGGCAAAAAGGUGAUAAACGACAAAAUGCAAUGCACCGCCUACGAGGCCAAACUAAAGGAGAAGAAAGAAUCGAGGAUGUCGAAAGCGAAGAAAACGCCCGCCAGUUGAUCGAAUCAUAGGAUAUUAUUUAUUGAAUGAUAUUUGUCCCUUUUGUACUUAUUUAUUAUUGUUACUGUUAUACGUAUGCUCUCUACGCGCGAGUGAUUGUUUCAAGUGCUUGACGAAACAACGUUUUGUUGAUUAAGUAUUGGGUACUUUCUCUGUGAUAUUUAGUAUUCUGUAGAUAGUGAUUGAUUAAUUUAUUGUUUUUUUUUUAAUAGUUUUAAGCCUUCCUGUUCAGUUCCUUUGUACUUAACUAUUCUUUUGACUAUAUUGUCUACAUAGUAGCUUUUUGUUAAUCUUAAUUUAUUCGUGACUUUGACUUUCGUUAUUAAUUUAUGGAUAUAUUAUUUUUAUUAUUUUUUUGAAUUCUUUCUACUCUUGACAGUGUUUGAAACUGAUUUAUUUUCUAUGCGGAUCGAUUAACUUUCGUAUUAAUCGCUUUCAACUUUUUAGUUUUUAAUCUCAUAGUAUUAUUAGUUGGCACUGUUGGUGCCACAAUUUUAGCCAAGAAAGACUUUUAGUACUUACGUGUUAAUCUUAUUUAUGUAUGUAAUUGUUAAUUUAUAAGCGUGUUUAUAAUGUGCCGAUAGAUUUAAAUGAAUGAACUGAUACCGUA
Messenger RNA from Bombyx mandarina (wild silkworm), 1588 nucleotides. RefSeq lists its product as uncharacterized. NCBI's taxonomy places the organism in Eukaryota, Metazoa, Arthropoda, Insecta, Lepidoptera, Bombycidae. The record is from RefSeq and is a predicted model, not a curated record.